Molecule: messenger RNA, 1487 nt
Organism: Gadus morhua (Atlantic cod)
Lineage: Eukaryota; Metazoa; Chordata; Actinopteri; Gadiformes; Gadidae
Product: pyrin-like
Exons: 1
Molecular function (GO): protein binding
Source: RefSeq, a predicted model, not a curated record
CCUGAUACAGCUGCUCCCCAGCUCAUCCUGUCUGAGGAUGGGAAACAAGUACAUGAUGGAGCUGUAGUGAGGAAACUCCCACACAACCCUAAGAGAUUUAAUUUUUUGUCAACAUAUGUUGUUCUCACGAGGCAGAGCUUCUCCUCAGGGAGAUUUUACUUUGAGGUCCAGGUUAAAGACAAGACUGCAUGGGGGUUUGGAGUGGCCAGAGAGUCCAUAGACAGAAAAGGUUGGACAGAGUUAACCCCUGAGACGGGUUACUGGACUCUGGACUACUACAAGGAAGUGUUGGUAUUUAGUGAUGACCCUUCUGUCCGUCUCCCUCUGAGAGCUGAGCUCCAGAAGGUGGGGGUGUUUGUUGAUUAUGAUGAGGGUCUGGUCUCCUUCUAUGAUGUGGAAGCCAGGGUUCAUAUCUACUCUGCUACUGGCUGUGCCUUCACUGAGCCUCUCUAUCCAAUCUUCCGUCCAGGUUCACGUCAAGAAGGUACAAACUCUGCCCCCCUGAUCAUCUCACCUGUCAAUCAAACAGACUAGGACUUCUGUUUGAUAAUAAAAUAACCAAACAACCAAAAUAACUAAUGUUUCCUGAAUGGGAUUCUCUACCAUUGGAGAUCUGAGAGAACUGCAUUCAUAUCGUACUAUUCACUGUUAAUUAACAACAAAAUGUAUUAAGCCAAUUACAUUGUAGGCUACUAUAAAAAAAUAUGUAUCAUUAAAACUGGUUAGACUACUCUUAAAUGUUCGAUGUCUUUUAUCUGAUCAUUUUUUAAAUACAAUUAGGUUAGCUGAAAGUGUAAAAUGUUAUUUUUAUUAGUAUUUUGAUAAAACUCUGUUUAACCAUUCAGAAACGCCACAGACAGUUGGUUUUUUCCAUGACCUAGCAAUGCACCUUUUAGCCUCCAGCAGACACAUACCAAUUAAAGUUUUUUAUCUUUAGUCAUCACAAAAUUAUUAGGGUAAAUAUUUAGGAUACAUAGCUUAGGAUCAGUAGGCAUCACCUUUCCAAUAAUACGGCCAAUAACGUUCAGUACCCCUCUCCAAAAGCGUGCAACCUGUGGACAGCUCCACAUACAAUGAAACAGUGACCCCUUCUGCUGGCUACAUUUAAAGCACGUGUCGGGAAUAUUGGGGUUAAAGGGGCGCAGCUUGACCGGAGUAAUGUACUGUCUACUGAGCCAUUUAUAUUGUAACAGUAUAGAAUGUGUGUUAACAGAUUGUUUUUUUACCAAAGAGCAGGCUUCUGACCAUUCUUCCUCUGAUACAUUUUCAUCUAAAUCCAUAUUCCAGGCCCGUAAAAUAUUAUUUGAAGACUCCUUAGAUCCACUAACAAACAAAUUGUCAAUCACAGACACCUGCCCCCUAGCUCUAAAAUAUUUUAAAGUGACAUCUUCCAAAAUGGACAAGGGGGGGAGCGCCAGGCUAUUACACUGCUUGGAUAGAAGACAUUUCUGAUUUGGAGAUAUUUAAAGAAAUGUUUUGUAGGAAUG